Molecule: messenger RNA, 495 nt
Organism: Trichoderma harzianum CBS 226.95
Lineage: Eukaryota; Fungi; Ascomycota; Sordariomycetes; Hypocreales; Hypocreaceae
Exons: 1
Coding region: 1-495 (164 amino acids)
Source: RefSeq, a predicted model, not a curated record
AUGGCUUCAACUCAACCAGCCAGCCAGCGCCCGCCGUCUGAGGCCCCAUUCCGCUGCGCACAUUUUUGCUCAAUUGCUUGUUUUUAUUUUUCUCUCAGUCUUACUCGUACGUCUUAUCGCGCUGCUGGAGUCGCUAGAAGCCCGGACCUGCAUCUCCCUGCAGGUGGCCCAGUUACUAGCGGCGCUUCUGCUUCUGCUCUGUUCUGCAACCCCUGCAUCUGCGUCUGGCCAUCCGACGAACCUGGCCUGCUGGGAGCCACUCUUUUCACUUCUGCUAGACACAGUCAGCGACAAAACGGAGGGAGACGGAUCGAGAGAAGCCAUAGAAGGGAUGUCGAUGUCCACGGAGCUGAAGCCACGCGUAGGCGGUCAAGGACAGUCAAGACAACCGGGAAUAUACCUGGCAACGCCCCAUCGCGAUGCUGGGAGGCCCAUGUACAGCACGAACAUGCUGUACCUGUUCUGGACCUGGGAGCUCAAGUACCGCAUGAAUAA